CCACGAUCGACACAUCACUGGUUGUUUUACGACACUGUCUUCACGACCCUGCACACCGUCUCUCUCUCUCUCUCUCUCUGUAGUUGAAGAUGGCCUCGUCGUUUUGGAAAGGUGUUGUCGGCGUCGGGCUUUUCGCCUUGGCUCAUGCAGCUUUUUCAGCGGCACAGCAUCGGUCAUACAUGCGACUCACAGAGAAGGAAAACGAGACACUACCAAUCGAUAUUGUAUUACAGACCCUGCUGUCGUUUGUCAUGACCUGUUAUGGGAUUGUGCACAUUGCUGGAGAGUUCAAAGACAUGGACGCCUCAUCAGAGCUGAAAAACAAAACAUUUGAUACACUGAGGAACCACCCAUCCUUUUACCUUUUCAAUCACCGGGGUCGAGUGCUAUUCCGCUCGCCGGAGGAGGAGCCCUCCUCCGUACGCAACCAGCAAGCUCUUCCCAACCCGUUACGGCUACGCAAGCUGGAGCAUUUGCACUGAGACUGGACCUUUCCUGCCUGUAACGUCAUUUAAAAAGAAAAACGUCAUAAGAUUUUUUUUUUUUGUUAGACAGAAGGGGCAAAGUGAGAAAUCAUCUUCCUCUACUUUAAUUUGUAUUUGUACAUAAACUAAUAUGCUGUCCAAAACACGCAUCUCUGUCCAUAAACCCACCAUACUCAACUCUGACUGUGCCAACCCUUCGAUUUUUCAAGCAGAAUUGUUUGUAUAUACAGUAUGUAAACGCUUCGGAGUCUUAAGAUACAGAGAGAUCUACCCCUUUAUGUCCCUUCUGAACUGAAUCGGGACACGGCUGUCCUUUAUAUUCUUUGUAUGCGGGGCAUAAAAAAAAACAUCUGGUACUGUACAUUUCAUCCACACUUCUUCAGCCGGCUGUUCUGGGCAUAAUUUUGUCAACUGAAAUGAUUUUUGUUUGUUGUAAGAACUUAGGACCCUUUUUAUUUCUUUGAUUUCCUGGAUGCAUUUAUAAAAGAAAAAAA
This is a messenger RNA of Larimichthys crocea (large yellow croaker), 979 nucleotides long. RefSeq names its product membrane magnesium transporter 1 (gene mmgt1). The record is from RefSeq and is a predicted model, not a curated record. NCBI's taxonomy places the organism in Eukaryota, Metazoa, Chordata, Actinopteri, Sciaenidae. Gene Ontology annotation, cellular component: Golgi apparatus; early endosome; plasma membrane. Bases 90 to 482 code for a protein of 130 amino acids. The transcript is spliced from 4 exons.